AUGGAGCUCGCCUUUUUUAACGCGAACUAUGGCUACCUGGAGGGCGUGGUCAGAGGGUACCGUUCCACCUUUUUGAGUCCAAUGGACUACAAAAAGAUGAAAAUGGCGGAGAACCUCGACGACCUACGUACCAUCCUAGAGUCCACCGAUUACGGCCCGGUGUUCUACGAUGAGCACGGGACCAUGAACUCGUCCAUGAUUGCGAAAAAGUGCAAUGAAAAGCUGGCGAACGACUUCGCGUACCUGCGACAGCAGUCGGACGGCGAUCUCGCCACUUUCCUCGAGUUCGUAGCGAGGGAGAAAAUGAUCGACAACCUCAUCGCACUGUUACAGGGGGUCAGCAACAAGAAGUCUCCCGAAGAGCUCAUGGAUCGUAUUGACCCCAUCGGCUGGUUUCAAGGCAUAGAGACGCUCAUGGACGCCGAACUGUGCCAGUCUGGAGAAGAUCUGCAUCGCAUCAUACUUUGUGACACCCCAAUAGGGAAGUAUUUCGAGAAAUGUCUACCUAGCUUGUCCAUGGGAAAAGGGAACUCCGUGUUGGACCCCUCUUCCAUAGCCUUGCUCAAAAGCUUCCUCAAGAGGGCGUGGAUAGAGGACUUCUACUACUUCGUUACCUCACUGGGCGGCACCACCGCACAGGUUAUGGGACACAUCCUCCGCACGGAAGCAGACUUCAGGGACCUGGCGCUCACUCUCAACUGCGUCAACCUCAGCAACGGAAGCCCGGUUGUGCAGGACCGCAACAAGCUGUACACCAGCAUCGGCUACCUGUAUCCCUACGGCACGGAACGUCUGUGCAAGGCCUACAACGAGGCGACGCUUCAGCAGGCGCUGGCCAGCUACCCGAAAUACGCAAGGUUGUAUGAGAUGUGCAAGAUGUCGCUCAGCAGGGGUGAUACCAGAUCCACCAAGUUCGACGCCAGCGAACGCUCCCUGGAAGACCACUUCUACGCGGAGAGCGCGCAACUCUCCGAGGAGUGCUUCGAGCAGCAACUGCACUUCGGCAUCUUCUAUGCCUGGGUCAAGCUCAAGCAGCAGGAGAUCCGCAACAUCGCGUGGAUAGCCGACAUGAUACUGCUGAAAAGGCCAGAGCAGUUCGCCAGGGUCAUCCCCGUGUUCCAACCUCGGAUUUGA
Babesia ovata is the source of this 1134-nucleotide messenger RNA. RefSeq names its product vacuolar ATP synthase subunit. The transcript is spliced from 5 exons. The coding region runs from base 1 to 1134 and encodes 377 amino acids. Gene Ontology annotation, cellular component: proton-transporting V-type ATPase, V0 domain; vacuolar proton-transporting V-type ATPase complex. The record is from RefSeq and is a predicted model, not a curated record. Gene Ontology annotation, molecular function: proton-transporting ATPase activity, rotational mechanism. Gene Ontology annotation, biological process: vacuolar acidification; vacuolar transport; proton transmembrane transport. NCBI's taxonomy places the organism in Eukaryota, Apicomplexa, Aconoidasida, Piroplasmida, Babesiidae.